This is a messenger RNA of Oncorhynchus masou masou (cherry salmon), 2113 nucleotides long. It is a transcript of the gene zc2hc1c, whose product is annotated as zinc finger, C2HC-type containing 1C. Lineage: Eukaryota; Metazoa; Chordata; Actinopteri; Salmoniformes; Salmonidae. Bases 149 to 1864 code for a protein of 571 amino acids. The record is from RefSeq and is a predicted model, not a curated record. The transcript is spliced from 2 exons.
CCCUUUUCUUUUAUUGGAUAAAGAAGUGAUAUUGGAAAAACUCCCACCUGUGAAGGACCGCUCAAGAACUUUGCAUCACCCUUUGAAACAUCCGACCAGCCUUCGAGAGCAACCUUUUGAGGAUCAUAGACCAAGGGAAAGGACUGCCAUGAAUGAAUGGCAGCAACAGUAUUCCCAGGAGACAUUUCAUCAAUCCAAACAUUCCUCCCAAAGCAGAACACAUAACUCAGCAAGGACAAAGUAUGUUUACCCUGAAGAACCAGGUGAUAUUGUGUCCGAGGGGAAAGCAGAUGGAGUGGACAAGGCAUUUUCACUGAAGCCUGUUUACCAUAAAAGAACUCUAAUCAUAGAUAGGUUGAGUAAUGACGAGGUAGCUUGUAAACCUAAUGAGUUUCAAAGACUCCCUCCGUAUUUCCCCUCACCACCACAUGAUCAUUCAGAGUAUGAUAGAAGUGUCAUAAUAAGCCAUAGAAGGCCGGCUGAGGAUCCUUCACCAUCAUUGGAAGAGAACACAAACAGCAGAAGGGUUGCUGGGUACAAACGAUCAAAGGGAGAGCAGCAGAGGCUGGAUUAUGAGCGGAGGAUGGCAAGGAAAAUUGAAAUGGAUAAACUAAUACUUCAGGAGAAGCUGUUGAAAACUCAGGAAAAAGUGAGAGAAAUGCAGCAGAGGGAGAGAACUGUCUCAGGUGAUAACACAAAGAGGGCAGAGAGGCAUAUUAGGAGACCAGUGGAAAGAGAAAAGGAGUGGAUCGAGAGCAAGGUGUCCUUGGCUGAGCAGAGAAGGGAAAAGGAGAGAGUUCACGAGAUGGAAAGGAGGGAGAGGUUGAUGAUGAGGGAUAAAAGCCAGGAGGAUAUUGAGUGGCAGAGAGAGAAAAAAGAAGAGUUAAAUAGGGAGAGAAGAGAGAAGAAGAGGGCACUUGCAGAAGAGUGGGAGAUGUUGGAAAGAAUGGAAAGGGAAAUUGUGAACAAGCCAGAGUGGAGUAGAGACAGGAGGGCUGAGAAGGACCUAGAGCAACAGAGGGAGAAAAAUGGAGAGUGGAGCAGGAGGGCUAGAGAAAGGGAGAAUGAAAAGGAUACAAAUUGGGAGAGGGAGAAAAUAUUUGAGAGGAAUAGGUGGGAGAGGGAGAAAGUGAAAGAGAGAGAACGAAAUGGGGAGAAGGUUGAGAAGAAAAGAGACUGGGAGAGGGAGUAUAAGUGGGAAAGGUCUUCUAGAGAGAGGUAUGUUUCAGCUGAUGAUAAGAGGAAGGAGCGUGACAUAUUUCAUAGAGGGCUGGAUCAGGAGGGACAGCUUAAAACUGCACAAAGAUCAGUGCCAGGGAGCCGCAGUAGCAUCAAUUGUAGAAAAAUAUCUCGAGAAGCUUCCCACACAUCACCCUCGGUUCACCGCCAGUCUAGUCGGCUACUGCAAGUGGAACUCAGCCCAGUGGAGAGUGCUGACAAUGCUUGCCUCCAGCUCAUCCCUUGCAGGAUUUGCCACAGAAAAUUUGCUGCAGAGAGACUCGCGAAGCACCUUCAGGUCUGUGAGAGGAUGCAGCGCUCCAGCCGCAAAGUCUUUGACUCCUCCAAGUACAGGGCCAAGGGAACUGACCUGGAAGAGUUCAUGAAAACCAACUCAAGAACCAAGUCUCCUGAGCUAAAGAAGAGCAACUGGAGGCAGAAACACGAGGCAUUCAUUCGUAAUCUGCGCCAAGCCCAUGUUCCAGCAACAGGUGCUUUGCAUCCCCAACCACCUAUCCAAGACAAUGAUGAUUAUGUGACCUGCCCUCACUGUGCCCGCCGAUUUGCCCCUGGGCCAGCAGAGCGACAUAUCCCCAAGUGCCAGAACAUCAAGAGUCGCCCUCCACCUCCCCGCCACCGCCGCUGACAAAACCAACUAAUUUGCAAUGAUGUUUAUAAAAAAGCAUUCAAAACUACAUUUUACAUUUGAGUCAUUUAGCAGAAGCUCGACCUACAAUUAGUGCAUUCAUCUUAAAACAGCUAGGUGGGACAACCACAUAGCUCAGUUAUAAUAAGUACAUUUUUCCUCAAUAAAGUAGCUAUCAGCAAAGUCAGUGCUAGUAGGGGGGAAAAAGUCAAGAGCAAAUGUUAGUUCACAAAAGGCAAUUAUUUUGUA